AUGGCUGGAUUCUUUCAACCUGUCCCAAAGCCGUCGACGGAGCUGGGCCGUCUCCGGGUUCUGUCAUCGAGUGCCGGCAUCCGAGUGUCUCCGUUGCAACUCGGCGCCAUGUCUUUAGGCUCAGCCUGGUCUCAGGCAACCGGUUCCAUCUCGAAGGAGCAAGUUUUCGAGCUCCUUGAUGCGUUUGUCGAGGCAGGAGGAAACUUUAUCGACCUUGCAAACAAUUACCACAACGAAGACUCCGAGAAGUGGAUUGGAGAAUGGAUGGCCGAGCGUCAGAACCGCGACAAAAUGGUCAUCGCCACCAAGUAUACCAUGGAUUAUGCGUCCUACCGACUCGGUGGACCCGGCGCGGCCCCAAAUCACACUGGAAACCACAAGCGUGCUAUGUAUAUGAGCCUGCGAGACUCCCUGGCCAAGCUUCAAACCGACUAUAUCGACAUCUUGUACCUUCACUGCUGGGACCAUACGACCUCUAUCAAAGAAAUCAUGGACUCGAUGCACUUUCUUGUGGCGGAGCGCAAGGUUCUCUAUCUGGGAGUCUCUGACACCCCGGCCUGGAUCGUCAGCGCCGCAAACGUCUACGCCACCGAGGGCGGCAAGACACCCUUCAGCAUCUACCAGGGACGUUGGAACAUCCUUGAGCGCGAUUUUGAGAGGGAAAUUAUACCCAUGGCAAGACACUUCGGCAUGGCUCUGGCUCCCUUCAGCGUCCUAGGAGGCGGUCGGCUCCAGUCAGCCCAGCAGCUCAAGCAGCGCAAGGAAAAACUCCGUGGUGCGCCUGAGCUCACAGAAGAGGAGACCCGCAUGAGUGAGGCGCUACUGAAGGUCGCUGGGCAGCAUGGAAUCGAGUCUGUCACGGCGGUUGCACUUGCCUAUGUCAUGCAGAAGGCGCCAAACGUCUUUCCUAUUGUUGGUUGCAGAAAGGUGGAGCAACUGAAAGAUAAUAUUCAGGCUCUCAGCAUUCGCUUGACGGACGAACAGAUUGCUUCUCUAGAGAGUGUUAAGAAGUUUGACCUAGGGUUUCCGUUGAGUUUCAUUGGAGAAGAUCCGAAUGUCACCGGACACAACUGGCUCCAGUCAACGUGGGCGAAUGUUGUCUUCCCAGCUGCUAUGAAACAUUGA
Messenger RNA from Diaporthe amygdali, 1125 nucleotides. RefSeq lists its product as uncharacterized. The transcript has a single exon. The coding region runs from base 1 to 1125 and encodes 374 amino acids. The record is from RefSeq and is a predicted model, not a curated record. NCBI's taxonomy places the organism in Eukaryota, Fungi, Ascomycota, Sordariomycetes, Diaporthales, Diaporthaceae.